GCCCAACUCACCAAUUCAACCGGUCUGCACAUGCAGGUCAACCUAUUUGUCGUUUUUGUGACAACGUCGGCCAUAUUGUUCAACAAUGCAGAAAAUUGCAACGGUUUCUUCGUGAUAAUCACAUUCCUCAUCCUGCCUCAUCUAGUAAUCCGAUGGCUAAUUAUGUUGCUGCAUCGUCACCUUCACCAAAUCAGUCCUGGAUGUUUGACAGUGGAGCUUCCCACCACGUGGUUAAUGAUGCAACUCGCCUCCCUACAUAUGCUGAAUAUGGUGGUCCAGAUGAAGUCCACUUAGGCGAUGGAUCGGGUCACGGGGGCGCCACUACUACGCGGGGAGAACAACAAUGAUGUCUACUAUACGUCCAGUAUUCAAGGUCCUCAGCUUAAUCUUACUCAACGUCUUGCUCCAUCUCAGUGGCAUCAUAUUCUGGGUCAUCCAUCUAGUCGUGUUUUUGCCUUUUUAUUGAAUAAAAAUAAAAAUAUUUUCC
Molecule: messenger RNA, 487 nt
Organism: Cuscuta epithymum
Lineage: Eukaryota; Viridiplantae; Streptophyta; Magnoliopsida; Solanales; Convolvulaceae
Source: the annotation of a GenBank genome assembly